Olea europaea var. sylvestris is the source of this 1749-nucleotide messenger RNA. RefSeq lists its product as uncharacterized. Bases 1 to 1749 code for a protein of 582 amino acids. NCBI's taxonomy places the organism in Eukaryota, Viridiplantae, Streptophyta, Magnoliopsida, Lamiales, Oleaceae. The transcript is spliced from 4 exons. The record is from RefSeq and is a predicted model, not a curated record.
AUGGCCGCAAGAGUGGUGGCACCACCGGAACAGCAGCAUGAGCGAGGGGAAAUAAAUGAAGGUGAUUUGUCAGUAUCAAUGUUCCUAACACCUAUAGUAGUACCCAUGGGCUCCAGUAUUGUGUACCUAGAUUUUGGGGUGAAUAAUUUUCAGAUCAGACUAGAUUGGAUUAACUUAAUGAGCAACACUCUGCAAUUCUACGGGCUACCUCAAGAGAAUCCGAACACACAUAUCUCCAGAUUUCUCAAAAAUUGUCUGAACUUCCAUACUCCAGGGGUCAAUGAAGAUGCUAUUAAAUUACAACUAUUUCCAUUUACAUUGAGAGAUGCUGCAUUGGAGUGGUUAGAUAUGGAGCCUCAUGCCAGCAUUACUACAUGGGAAGAACUGACUAGGAAAUUCUGCAACAAAUUCUUUCCACCGGCCAGAGUAGCUAAAAUCAUAUUGAAAAUUCAAACUUUUCAACAGAAAGAGGGAGAAAGCUAUCAUGAGUGGAUAUUAGGGAAAUCAGUGCAACAAACCAUGGACCUAUUUGAGUUAAUUGCCACCACACAUUCAAUGUUCUCAUUAGAAAGAGUGAUACCACCAAAGGCAUCAGGAUUGUGUGAAUUAGACAUCACAACAUCUACUAAUGCACAGAUAGCAACUUUAACAAAACAGGUAGAAUUACUUGUAAAAUUGCAAACACAUGGAGCAAAUGCAAUGAUGGCCAGUUCAGCAUGUGAGAAUUGUGGGAGAAAUCACGCUACAGAGAGCUGCAUGAUGCUCACUUCUUCAGAGGAACAAGUAAACUUUAUUCAAAAUAACUCUCGUAAUUUCAACUCAUAUGGUAAUAAUUUCCAGCAAGAAAGAAGACCAAGUUUGGGGGAGAUGUUUCAACAAUAUAUAGCACAACAAUUUGCAGAACCUCCACAAGGGACAUUGCCAGGCAAUACCAUGAUAAAUCCUAUGGAACAGUUGAUGACAAUUAAAGUAGUGGAGAACGAUCCACCCAGGGCCCCCGUAAAAGUUAAAGCAUAUAGCGAGGUACAAGCGCCAAAGAUCACUACAGAGAGAGCCAAAAGAAAAGAUGACAAAGAAGUGAUUGAUGAAGCUACAAGGGUAGAAAAAUCUGUACCAAACGCAACUGAAAAUGGAGAAAGUACAGAAACAUCAGUUGCCAAAGCACCAAGUCCGGACAAAACUUACAUGCCUCUCAUUUCCUUUCCUCAAAAACUCAAGAAGAACAAACAAGACACAUAUUAUAAAAAAUAUCUCGAUGUUCUCAAGAAACUCCAGAUCAAUGUUCCGUUCAUUGAUGCGAUACUACAAAUUCUAAGUUAUACGAAAUUUUUGAAAGAGAUGUUGACAAAGAAAAGAAAGCUUCCAGAGUUUGAAACGGUGGCAUUAACUGAGGAACAUAGUGCAAGAGUCCAGAGAAAAUUUCCUCCUAAAUUGAAAGAUCCAGAGAGUUUUAGUUUACCAAUUUCAAUUGGAAAUUCCUAUUCAAUUAGUGCAUUGUGUGACACUGGUGCUAGUAUCAAUCUAAUGUUGUAUUCUACUUACAGGAAAUUGGGUCUAGGUGAAGUCAACUCAACAUCAAUAACGCUACAACUAGCCGAUAGAACAAUCACAAAGCCACAGGACAAUGUUGAGGAUGUACUCGUAAAAAUAGGAAAUUUAAUAUUUUCUGUGGAUUUCAUUGUAUUGGAUAUACCAGAAGAUCGAGACAUUCCAAUUAUAUUGGGUAGACCAUUCUUCGUAACGGGAUGA